Molecule: messenger RNA, 1219 nt
Organism: Lynx canadensis (Canada lynx)
Lineage: Eukaryota; Metazoa; Chordata; Mammalia; Carnivora; Felidae
Product: C-type lectin domain family 2 member A-like
Exons: 6
Coding region: 298-831 (177 amino acids)
Source: RefSeq, a predicted model, not a curated record
UUGAUGAGCUUACCCUCUUGUACCUCUGACAUCUCUGUGCGAAGAGCUUCUGGAGUAGCGGCUGACUUUUCCGCCGGGACCCCGGGGUAGCCAAGAGACCAGCACACCAGACUCACGGCUCGAGGCAGGGUCACAGCCGCAAUCAGCCUUGACCGGACAACCCAGACAACUUGGCCAACGCAGCACAGACUACUUGUCUUUGUAUUAUUGACUCUAAAUCCAACCGGCGGGCGGAGAUCUGGAAUCCUGUGCAUUCCCUACGACCAAUCUGUAUCGUUGCUUUGCUGAAAAAGAGACAUGGAUGAUGGACUAUCGCUGGGGAAUUCAGAUUUCCAGUCUAAGGGAGACAUUAUCACUUUCAACCUUACCAACAAACCACAAGGACCCUCAAAAAGGAAUAAAGAGAGACUUUGUAUCUGUAAAGUUAUCACCAUUGUCAUGUUCUUUCUGAUGAUUUUGAUAACUACCCUGGCCACAAUUUUAGCAGUUGAAAAACACAAAUCUUCCGCUGAACGCAUGUCAUGCUUGGAUGGCUGGAUUGGUUACUUAGGAAAGUGCUUCUAUUUCUCCGAAAGUACAAGAACCUGGAGAGCAAGCCAGAACUUCUGUGCCUCUCACGCAGCCACUCUUGCUGUCUUCAACACCACAAAAGAACUGGAUUUCCUGAAGCGAUAUUCUGACCACUCUCAAUAUUGGAUUGGACUGAGUCGAGAAGCAGGACAGAGCUGGAAGUGGAUAGAUGGAACCAUAUACAGUGGUUGGUUUUGGAAUUGGAGAAUGUGCCUAUCUACACAAAACGGGGAUCAGAGGCUCCAGUACCCGCUUGGUUAGAAAAUGGAUUUGUAGCAAAUCAGACCUAUGCAUCCCCAGAAGUUAAGACAUCAUGGAUCUAAGAUAUUUUACGUAAAAUAGUGUAAAAGGAAUAAUUUUUAUUCCUCUUGAAGGAAACAUAUUAUAUUAAUAUGAAAGUACGUGAGAUUCAUGUUUAGAAAUUUCCAUUGGUGUUUUACUCCGCUUCUCUAAACCCAUGUUUAUAAAUCUUCUAGAGUCUUAGGAUUCAAGAAAUACAUGCCCCAACGUCUGUUCCCAAAUCUCACAGAAUAAAACUUCUGAUACGUAAUACAUUAAAUACGAAUGAAAAACCUAAAUGACAUUUUACAGUAUUUACUCCUAUGGAUUCAGAUUAAUGUCAUUUAAAGUGGCUUGUUUUUCUGGGGCG